Schistosoma rodhaini is the source of this 1326-nucleotide messenger RNA. Lineage: Eukaryota; Metazoa; Platyhelminthes; Trematoda; Strigeidida; Schistosomatidae. The record is from the annotation of a GenBank genome assembly.
AUUGAACAGCUGUCAGUUGUUUAAGUCGUUACUGCCAUAAAAGGAGGUUCGUUACCUUAGUCGCAGGAUGCCUCGACGCAGUUCUUCCUUAUAUAUCCGACAUCUCCCUGAUACAUGCAGACAUGAUGACUUAAGACGCUGCUUUGGCCGUUAUGGCAGGAUUGUUGACGUGACAAUACCCCUCGAUUUCUUCACUGGAAGAAUGAAGGGUUACGCAUUUAUUGAGUUCGAGAAUCCUAGAGACGCUGAAGAUGCUCAUUACUACAUGGACCACACACGGUUCAUGGGUCGCGAUAUCGAAGUCGAGUUUACCCGAGGUUAUCGUAAAACUCCUGCGGAGAUGCGUUUAAAAGAAAGGCGUGACGAGCCUCACCGCGGUGGAAGAAAGUAUCGUUCGAGAUCCCGUUCCAGGUCCUACUCCAAUUCUAGACAAAAGGGAGUCGAACCGUACUAUCGUGGUCGCCCUAACGAUCGCCGAGAUGAUUCACGAAGGCGAAUGAAUAAUGUGCGCCCCAAUCGAUCGGCUUCAAGAUCAAGGUCUCCCACCAGGUCACGGUCGGCAAGUCAUGACGGCAUGGAUAAUGGUGAUGAAGUACGCAAAGGUAGUCGACGCAAUGAUCGUAGAGACAACCGUGCUGUCUCCAGAAGUCCUGCACAUAGGCGUGGUUCUUUAUCACGAUCUCGUUCCGGUUCAUACUAAUGUACAUUUGUUGAAUUCAACCAUUUCAUUCAUCUUUGCAUUUUUAAUAAACGUUUAUGUACACAUCCAAUAUGCUUACCUGAUUCUGUUUACCAUAUUUUUAGUCACAGCUCCCUGAAGUCAAUUAAUAAACUUCAUACUCAAUUUCGUCCAGUCAUAUGGAUAUUAAGUCACAUGGCUUGUGUUAGUCUUUGUGAUGCCUCACUACAGAUCUAGUUUACCCCCGAAAACUUCCGACGAGUGGUUUCUUGUUUUCUUACCAGAGGUCGUACCGCUAGUUGGUGAGGGCUGAUUAACGUUAUUUAACGCUCAAAUCGCUUGGGAUGGAGCAUACCAAAGGAUCGCUUCUAGUUCUCCAAUCGGGGAAGAGGCUCAAGCAUCCAAGUUCCUCAUCAUGGAUUUACUUGUGGUCUGCCAUGAGCUCACGUUUUUGUCCACUUGGACUGACUGCGUUGACGCCAUUGCAACCGACUGACCCAAUGUUGAAAUGUUUUGGUUUACAUUUUCGAUUUUAGCGAUCUUCUAUGUAGGAGAUCCUAGUGAUUUUCCAUCUCAAUGACCCUUUCAUAGACAAAUAAUAUAUGUAUGGCGCAUACUACUUCUGCAGACAGAUAUAAGUAGUAUGU